GAUAAAAGAUCUUGCAGAUGCUCUAGACGAAGGAGGCUGUGAUCUUGAAACUGUGAGAAACAUAAUUCAAGGAAGGCAAUUGCCUGCUGAUCUGAGGGCCAAAGUCUGGAAGAUUACACUUAAUGUUGUAGGAAAGGGGGACAGCCUAGCAUUCUGGGAUGGCUCUUUAGACCUACCUGAACAGAGUAUAAUUCAUAAGGAUUGCCAAGAGCUAAUUGACCAGUUGUCGGUACCCGAAGAGGAGAAGUCAGUAUUAAUUUUGGAUAUUGAGUCUGUUAUUACUUUUUAUUGUAAAUCUCGCAAUGUUAAAUACAGUUCUUGCCUCAGCUGGAUACAUCUACUCAAACCUCUGGUGCACCUCCGUUUGCCCCGCAGUGAUUUGUACAACUGCUUUUAUGCUAUCAUGAAUAAAUUCAUUCCAAGGGAUUGUUUUCUGAAGGGAAGACCAUUUCAUCUAUUCAGACUACUGCUUCAGUACCAUGAGCCUGAACUCUGCUCCUUUCUUGAUACAAAGAAGAUGACUCCAGACUCAUAUGCACUCAACUGGCUUGGAAGCCUCUUUUCAUAUUACUGUUCAGCUGAAGUCACUCAGGCAAUAUGGGAUGGAUAUCUACAACAAGCAGAUCCAUUCUUUAUUUAUUUCUUAAUGCUGAUCAUCCUUGUCAAUGCAAAAGAUGUUAUCCUAGCACAAGAAUCAGAUAAAGAAGAAAUGAUAAAAUUCUUAGAAACAUCACCAGCCAAUCUGGAUUUAGAGGAUAUAGAAGAUCUCUUCUCUUUGGCACAAUAUUACUGUAGCAAAACUCCAGCUUCCUUCAGGAAGGACAACCACAGUCUUUUUGGCAGCAGCUUGCUGGGCCUCAAAGAUGAUGACACAGACUUGAGCCAGGCUCUCUGUCUCGCAGUUUCUGUGUCUGAGAUUCUUCAAGCAAAUCAACAACAAGGAGAAGGAGUGAGGUUCUUUGUAGUGGAUUGUCGUCCUGCAGAGCAAUACAAUGCUGGGCAUUUAUCAACUGCAUUUCAUUUAGACUCGGAUUUGAUGCUUCAAAACCCAUCAGAAUUUGCACAGUCUGUAAAAUCCCUAUUAGAAGCACAAAAACAGUCUAUUGAGUCUGGCUCCAUAGCUGGUGGGGAACACCUCUGCUUCAUGGGAAGUGGCAGGGAAGAAGAAGAUAUGUAUAUGAACAUGGUGUUAGCACAUUUCUUACAGAAAAAUAAGGAAUAUGUAAGCAUUGCCAAAGGAGGAUUUAUGGCCCUCCAGCAGCACUUAGCAGAUAUCAAUGUGGAAGGACCAGAAAAUGGGUAUGGCCAUUGGAUUGCUAGUACCUCAGGCUCAAGAAAUAGCAUCACCUCUGUUGAUGGUGAUUCUUCUAAUGGUUCAGCUGAUGGAAAAGGAGUGAAGUCCCUGGUGAAUAAAAUGACAGUUGCUUUGAAGACUAAAUCUGUGAAUGUGAAAGAAAAAGUUAUUAGUUUUAUUGAAAACACAUCUACUCCAGUGGACAGACAUGUCAGCAGCAGUGACAGAGUAGGAAAACCCUACCGUGGUGUGAAACCAGUAUUCAGCAUCGGGGAUGAAGAAGAAUACGAUACUGAUGAAAUCGAUAGCUCCUCAAUGUCGGACGAUGAUCGAAAAGAGGUGGUCAACAUCCAAACAUGGAUCAAUAAACCUGAUGUGAAGUACAGCUUCCCAUGUAAUGAAGUAAAAGAAAACGGACAUAUGUUUCCCAGUCAUCUCCUAGUAACAGCAACACAUAUGUACUGUUUGAGAGAGAUUCCUUCACGAAAGGGACUGGCUUACAUACAGUCUCGACAGGCACUCAACUCCGUAGUCAAAAUCACAUCCAAGAAGAAACACCCAGAACUGAUCACCUUUAAAUAUGGAAAUAGCAAUACUUCAGGCAUAGAAAUUUUGGCAGUUGAAAGGUAUUUGAUUCCAAAUGCAGGUGAUGCUACCAAAGCCAUAAAACAACAGAUCAUGAAAGUACUGGAUGCCUUGGAGAGUUAAUAAUUAAAGACUUUGUAGAGACCAGUUUAUAAAGAAGAAGCAACCAAGAUACUGUAUAUGGACACGAGCUGACUGUUUCCCAACUGAAUACUAACUUAGGAGAAUUUUUAUGUUUCCUGAUGGGAGUGCCUGAGUAGCAGGCUUAAGAUAGGGUAAAUUAUUAUCAAUUUCUGAACAGGAUUUUUAAUUUUUUUAUUAUAAUUUUUUGGUUUUGAAGAAUGUUUAUUAUAAAGGUCAGUUUGUUGCAUU
Acanthisitta chloris (rifleman) is the source of this 2251-nucleotide messenger RNA. RefSeq names its product TBC1 domain family, member 23 (gene TBC1D23). Lineage: Eukaryota; Metazoa; Chordata; Aves; Passeriformes; Acanthisittidae. The transcript has 17 exons. The annotation marks the transcript as partial. Gene Ontology annotation, cellular component: trans-Golgi network. The record is from RefSeq and is a predicted model, not a curated record. Gene Ontology annotation, biological process: embryonic brain development; retrograde transport, endosome to Golgi.